This is a messenger RNA of Asterias rubens (European starfish), 3724 nucleotides long. Its product is annotated as cell surface glycoprotein 1-like. The coding region runs from base 258 to 3086 and encodes 942 amino acids. Lineage: Eukaryota; Metazoa; Echinodermata; Asteroidea; Forcipulatida; Asteriidae. Gene Ontology annotation, cellular component: microtubule organizing center; microtubule. The transcript has 9 exons. The record is from RefSeq and is a predicted model, not a curated record. Gene Ontology annotation, biological process: intracellular signal transduction.
UAUAAAGUGAUUGUGGAAAUUUGAAGGUGCUAUGUCCAUAGUUUACACAAAUAAUUAACAAAUGAUGUGACUGUUGAUAGACAACACACUACCCGAUCUGAGAUAGCAUAUUAUUUUGACCAAGUUUAAUCGGACAACAUUAACAGGUGGUUUCUACUUGAACUGCUGUCUUCAAAAUUGCCGAGAAAGAAAGUGCCACCGUCGAGGGCAAAGAAUUUGGAGGUGGGAGAGUGCAGCGGCCGCCCCACAACCGCAAAAUGGCGACCGUCGCAACCAGCCUGGCCCCUCCGGCCCGUCACGUUCAACUGUACAAAAAUGGCGACAAGUUCUACCCUCCGAAGAGAGUUAUUGUCAACUUCAAACACACCAGGACUAUGGAUGCUUUUCUGGAUAAUCUCACGACGAGGGAAAAACCUGCUUUUGGUGCAAUUCGCAAACUGUACACCCCGGUCCAAGGCCACUCGGUCAAGUCGUUGGACUCGUUGGAGGACAACAAAGUUUAUGUUUUCAGCGGUCCAGGAAGAUUUGUGGAUUUAAAAUACGGUUCACUCGGAGGAAACGACAGAAGAAAAAGACUAACACAGCAGCGGCCCAUCCAUCCAGUUGGUCACAGCAAUAUCCGAGUGUCAGCAAAAUACAUCAAGAGGCAAGAAGGACCAAAAGUUGUGUACGUUUUCCGCAAUGGGGAAGACCUCAACCCCGCAGUGAGAGUUUUACUGCACAAGAGCCAACAGGCCAGCAUGCUGAAUAUACUAGAUCAUAUCACCAACAAAGUCGCACUUACUAAUGGCGCAGUCAGAAAAUUGUACCACAUGUCCGGUAAGCUAGUAGCUGAUGGAACUGAACUUGAGAAUGAGCAUUCCUACGUAGCUGCCGGCAUAGAGAAGUUCAAGAAACGAGGCUACGACAAACAAAACCAGCUGCAGAAUUCACCAAGAAAUAAAAGAGUGCUUCCACCUGUGACUAGGAGACCUCCACCAAAAGCAAAACCAUCUCCGCCCAGAGACACAAACACAAAGAAGCCGGCCCAGCCCCGUGAGCCCAAACCCCCUCCACCAAAGCAGGAAACUGCCCGCAAGCCACCGCCGCCCAGACAGGCACCCGUCCAAGAGAAGCCCAAGAGGCGACCCAAGCCUGAGAAGACUGCCGAACAGAAGGAGGCAGAGACGGUAUUCCAUCACAAGCCGGCAAUGGUCAAAAGAAGUCGGGAAAAGGAAGACAAGGGAUCUUUGGAUUAUAACGAUCCCAACAGUGUAUUCAAAGCGUCGGAUCAGCAGAAGGACACAGAGCCAGCCGACGAGGUUGAGGAAAACAAAGAAACCGCAGUGGACCUUCCUAUCGACCAGAUCGCAGCCGAGGAGGUCGACGAGGAAGAUUUCCAGGAGCAACCUCGCGAGGCGACACCACCACCACCCAGGGAGGCUACACCACCCCCUCGAGAGCCCACACCUCUGAGGGAGCCCACACCCCAGAGAGAACCCACACCUCCUCGGGAACAAACACCCGUCCUUGACCCGACCCCAGAGUUGGAGCCGACUCCGGAACCUGAACGUGAACCAACUCGGGAGCUUGACCCUACUCCCGUACCCGAAGAGCGUGAGCCGACGCCACAACGUGAGGCUACGCCGCCUCUCUCAGCGACCCCGCCAGCUGUAGAAUCGCAACCUCCGAAUCAAGAGCAGGAAAGCGCCCCAGGAGAGGCGAGCCAAGAUCCUAUCCAGGAUGAGCAACCAAAGAAUAAAGAAGUUGAAGAUGACGACGGCCAGUCCUCCCCACUGCAAGUCUCAACUCCACUCAACACCCCUGAGGUACCCCAGGAGAUAACCCCAAGUCCCUCACCAACUUCUCAAUCCCAGUCAUCAUCAUCAUCUCCUUCUCCCAGAUCCACAACUCCCCAACAAUCCUCUCAAAUGCAAACUCCACCGUCUGAGGCGUCCCCGCCCCCAUCUCUCCCAGCUCAAGUCACCUCGUCCCUCGACAACCCACCACAAAGUACCACACCUGUAGCAUCCCCUCCGGGAUCCCCUUCACCAAGCAAGUCGCCGCCCGCAUCUCCGGCAGCCCCCCCCUUCCCCGACCAGUCUGCCACACCCUCUCCCGUCCAGUCUGCCACACCCUCUCAUGUCCCGUCUGCUACCCAGGGUCAAAGGUCACCCACUCCGACCCCUCUCAGUCCAGCAAAAACCAACAGUGCAUCAAGCACUCCGCCAAGUUCUCCUCCAGUGGCUGCAGCUCUUGAAGAAACACCACAAGACAACGAAGAGGACAACGAGAUUACAGUCGACGACAAGAAAAUAGAAAAUGGUCACAAUGAAGUCGCUGAAAAGGACACCUUAGAGGACAGUGAACAAGAUGACGGCCAAGACAAACCCGAAGAUGUUAUCAAUCCGAAUCCUAAUGAAGAUGUACAAGCAAAAGAUAAAGAUGAAGAAACAGGCGGAGUCAAGGAGCAUCAGGAAGAGAGUGCCACUGCACAGGAAGAAGAAAAUCAAGAAGAUAUCGUCCCAGAGGCAACUGAACAAGAUGAAGCCGGUGAAGCGGAACAGAGCAGAGAUAAGGAGAACAUCUUAGAAGAGCAGCUCAAUGACCUUGACUCCCAAGACGACAAAGAAAUUGAAGAUGCUGUGGAUGCAAUAGUGGAAGAAGCGAAGAAAGAUGUCGAAACCGGCGAAGAUAAAAGUCCUCAGGGUAACACGUCCCCGGGUGCGCUUGAGAAACCUAAUGAAGCGGACAUUCUCUUCAUUGAUGACGAACCGCCUCCGCCUGAGUUGAUGAAAGUGGACGACAACCUCACAUCUCCGGACAAGAACGAUAAUCUAGAGAAAGAUCAGGAGGGGGACGUCGAGCCAGUGCAGUCUCCGACGCUGAGGGAGGACUCUGGGAAAGACACCGACUCGGGAAUCAAAUCGGAAGAGCCGCCGAUUCAGAACGGGGAUUUAGAGAGGUCUCCGCCGCCAAAAUUUACCCCCACCCCUCCGAAGACCCCUCGCAAGAGUCACACACGAUCGCGUCCCACUUCGCGUCAGAGCAAUUUCGUCAACGGUUCUCAAGAAAAUGAUACUAGCGUUGAACCGGCCACUGCAUGAGGCACAAAAUUGUGACACUGAGCUAAAGAAAUUUUAAAGAUGUGAAUCAUUGUUCUUGUAGGAAAUUUGGUCGUCCUUUUUGGACUUGUUUAAAAAAAAAAAAAAAAAGCAAAGAAAGACCUUUAACUUGUUAUGUCUGUCUUGUGACGGUAUUGCCAAGGUGUUUUUUUGUCUUUGUUUAUGUUGUGAUAUUUCUCUAUUUACUCGUUGUCACGGUGUUCAUUGCACAUGUAAACAGGUAAACAGCAGACUGAUUGUAAACAAAAUGUCAAAAUAGUGAAAACGAACAUCCUUCAAAUGUUCCCGGAAAUUAACUUUUCCAGUUGUGAAUAGUUCAUCUUGAAAAGAAACCAUAAAGAUAUUUGAAUGGUUAAUUGUAUAGACUUUACUCAUAUAUUUUUUAAAUAGUAGAGAGAACCGGGAAGAUGAUAAACUUUAACUUUUGCCAUACAGCUAAAAUGGCAGCCCACAUGAAUUGCCUCCAGCUGAUACAUGUAUGUAUGCACAGCUGCAGGCACAGCAUUCUUGGGUCUUAUUGCUAUGGUUUCACUUGGAAAUUGUCCGCUACUCUCCAGGGCCAAAUUUCAAAAAGCUGUUAAGCAGAAAAUACUGCUUGGCACAUUUUUUUUUAAGCAACA